UAUACAAAAGAGCGGUUGCCCUUCGCUCCCCACUCCCGAAUCGGGAAACUCUCGUCAGUGCCCUGCUCCGCCGAUCAUAUUCCAAGUAAAUAUGGUUUAAAAAUCUUUUCUUUCUUUAUUUUAUAUUCCCAUUUGAUGUCCCUCACUCGUCCCGAUACUCUCCCUCUCUGUAUCUCGCUUUGCGUGCGAACUACCGAAGAAGUCUCCCUUCUUUGCUCCUCGUCAAUUCUCUGUGGGAGACAGAAAAAUGCAGAUCUUCGUGAAAACCCUCACCGGCAAGACCAUCACUCUCGAAGUCGAGUCCAGCGACACCAUCGACAAUGUUAAGGCCAAGAUUCAGGACAAAGAAGGUAUCCCACCUGAUCAGCAGAGAUUGAUUUUUGCUGGCAAACAGCUGGAAGAUGGUCGCACUCUUGCAGAUUACAAUAUCCAGAAAGAGUCAACACUUCAUCUGGUCUUAAGGCUCAGAGGAGGAACUAUGAUCAAGGUGAAGACUCUUACUGGAAAAGAAAUUGAAAUUGAUAUUGAACCAACUGAUACCAUUGACAGGAUCAAGGAAAGGGUUGAAGAGAAGGAAGGAAUUCCUCCAGUACAACAAAGGCUCAUUUAUGCUGGAAAGCAGCUUGCAGAUGACAAAACAGCCAAAGAUUACAAUAUUGAGGGUGGCUCAGUGCUUCAUCUUGUGCUUGCUCUGAGGGGUGGCAGUCUUUAAACAAAUCCUUCUAAUGUUGGAGAAAAAGAAAUUAUGGGGGUUUUAUUACGUACGCAUGAAAUUAUGGGGGUUUUAUUGCAUACGCUUUUGUGCUGAUUUUCUUGUACUCAGUGGGAAAACAGAAAACUUGUGGAAAACAUAUUCUAAACAGUUUCCCUGGACAUGAUAGUGCAAUCCAUUUACUUCGUUCUGCUCUUUUA
This is a messenger RNA of Diospyros lotus (date-plum), 912 nucleotides long. RefSeq names its product ubiquitin-NEDD8-like protein RUB2. The record is from RefSeq and is a predicted model, not a curated record. Gene Ontology annotation, molecular function: ubiquitin protein ligase binding; protein tag activity. Gene Ontology annotation, biological process: modification-dependent protein catabolic process; protein ubiquitination. Lineage: Eukaryota; Viridiplantae; Streptophyta; Magnoliopsida; Ericales; Ebenaceae. The transcript has 3 exons. Gene Ontology annotation, cellular component: nucleus; cytoplasm. The coding region runs from base 248 to 712 and encodes 154 amino acids.